GAGGACUUGCGAGUGGUGAACUUCAACAACUACUAGGAGGAUAAUGCAAUCGUGUUACCAGGAUGCCACCCAGGACACACUUUGGUGGAAAGCUGAUGCCAUCCCAUGUGACAAAAGCAGCAGUGUGGGGUCUCUACAAGGACUCGAUGACAACACUUGAGGUACGUGUAGUCGUACUUCUAGUUUCCAAGAUUAUGUCGUUUCUGUAUGCAGUGCUGCUGCUCUGCACAUUUGUAGGUCCCAUUUACUUUUUAACUCCUCGCAAGUCUGGCUUGUUUGGUGUCUGCUGUGAAGGAAUACCACAACAAGUCAACUACUUGAAUGAUGAAGGCAUGUCAUCCAGCAAAGGCAGCAGCGCAGUCAACUACAUGCACAGUUGGGGAAAAACACGUGUUGACCUGAAUUGUGAUAACUGCAGUGGCCAAAAUAAGAACAGAUUUGUGCUCUGGUAUUGUGCCUGGCGGAUCAUGCACAAGCUCCACCACAGUCUGGACCUUCACUUCCUAUUCACAGGCCACACCAAGUUUGACCCCGACUGGUGCUUUGGCCUCAUCAAGCAGCUCUUCAGAAAGACCAGAGUGAACACUGAGAUUGCUGGUGUUGUGAAGGACAGCACUGUGACAGGGGUCAACAUCCCACAGCUGGUUGGACUGGAGGAUGGUACGGUGCUGGUGGAAAGCUAUGGCUGCCAACAACACCUGACUACGUACUUCAGGCCACUGCCACAGAUCAAGCAGUAUCAGCGCUUCAGGUGA
Messenger RNA from Salmo salar (Atlantic salmon), 755 nucleotides. Lineage: Eukaryota; Metazoa; Chordata; Actinopteri; Salmoniformes; Salmonidae. The record is from RefSeq and is a predicted model, not a curated record.